Glycine soja is the source of this 699-nucleotide messenger RNA. RefSeq names its product glutathione S-transferase T2-like. Bases 1 to 699 code for a protein of 232 amino acids. The transcript has 2 exons. NCBI's taxonomy places the organism in Eukaryota, Viridiplantae, Streptophyta, Magnoliopsida, Fabales, Fabaceae. The record is from RefSeq and is a predicted model, not a curated record.
AUGGCCGGAAACGCAACCAUGGCCGGAGACGAGACCAUGGUUGGAGACCCGACCAUGUGCUUCAUUGUUGACGCCAACGAAGGUGACGCGAGACGCUACCAUGGCCAGAGGAUCCAUCCUCUAGUUCAAAAGUUUAAUGGGUGCUACAAACAAGCAGAUAAACAUAGGAGAAGUGGAAGUUCAGAGAAAGAUGUCUUGGCUGAUGCUCAUAUGAUUUACUCACAAGAUAUAGGUAAAAAAUUUGAGGUUGAGCAUGGUUGGUUGUUGUUGAAAGAUCAACCAAAAUUUGAUGCAGAAUUUAUGUCAAAGUGUUCAAAAAGAACAAAGGUUUCUACUUCAGGAAAUUACUUGUCGUCUUCUAACCCAGAGACACCCAUUGAAGUCGAAGAAUAUGAUACGCUAUCGCCAAUGUCUCGCCCAAUUGGACAAAAAGCAGCAAAAAGGAAAAACAAAGGAAAAGAAUGUCCUAAUACUCUCGAUUUAUCUAGCAUAGAAAGUGUAAUGAAGGACAAAAAUAUGAACACAUCAAAACUUAUUCAAUUAAAGGAGGCACAGGAAAAGCGUCUGCAAGAACAGGAACGACGUAUGGAGUAUGAAAUCCUCAUGAAGGAUACUUCCAACAUGUCUGAACAACAACACAAAGACCACGAAAAGUAUUGUGACCAUAUUAGGAAAAAAACUAGGAUACUAAAUUUUUAG